Messenger RNA from Aspergillus nidulans FGSC A4, 99 nucleotides. RefSeq lists its product as uncharacterized. The record is from RefSeq and is a predicted model, not a curated record. The transcript has 2 exons. Bases 1 to 99 code for a protein of 32 amino acids. Lineage: Eukaryota; Fungi; Ascomycota; Eurotiomycetes; Eurotiales; Aspergillaceae.
AUGCCUCCGGGACAACCGGGCACAGUACGCCACGAGAAUGCGAUCGAUGGUCCGAGGCGAUUAUUGGCAUUGCGCCGAAACGCUAAGUAUGGCUUGUGA